Rhipicephalus microplus (southern cattle tick) is the source of this 625-nucleotide messenger RNA. RefSeq lists its product as uncharacterized. The record is from RefSeq and is a predicted model, not a curated record. Lineage: Eukaryota; Metazoa; Arthropoda; Arachnida; Ixodida; Ixodidae. Gene Ontology annotation, cellular component: cytoplasmic side of plasma membrane. Gene Ontology annotation, molecular function: lipid carrier activity; enzyme activator activity. Gene Ontology annotation, biological process: lipid transport; ganglioside catabolic process.
AUUCGGAAGACGUCAUCACGAUGAAAGACCUCACCAUCUACAACGCGGCGAUCGGCGAAGAGAUGUCCUUUGAAUACACUCUAGAAGUAAGCCAGGAUGUGGAUGACGACCCAUUAGCCUUAUUCUCAAUGACGGCCGAAGGGGGCGGAGUGCCGUGCUACGAGAACAUCGGAUCGUGCAUCUACAGCCUAUGCCGUGGAACAACGGAGGUGGAGAAGAGAAUGGGUGCUCCUUGGAACAACACGUGUCCCAUUCCAGCUGGCAGCUAUUAUACCUAUCUCAACCUCACGAUUCCGGCUGAUGCAAAACAGCUUCUUGAGGGACCCGACCUGCAAAUUAAGGUCGAGUAUGUUGAUUCAGAAGAUGACCUUGGCUGCAUCAAGUUUAAUGUUGUUCUCGAAGAAGCUUGAAGAAAAAAAAUUAUAUGGCAUUUCACCCGUGGUGAGACAGAUAAAAAGAGUAAAUAAAUAAUCUGCCUGUAUUGAAAUGCUUGAAUGCACAGCAUUUGCUGUUGAUUGGAUUGUGUUAGUUCAGCUGCUUCAUUAUAUUUAGGAGCUUUUCUUCAUACAAUAGAAAAUCUGGAGGGAAAUAAAGGCAAUGAAAAAUACGCAGAGUGCUAUUGGAA